AUGCCUCUUCCUACUGAUAAACACAUUUUGGAGACCAGUCAGGGGCUGGUCGAGACACUUCACGAUAUUUUUGGACCUCAUCCAGGCUUCCGACCAGCACCGCACUUCAACCAACCAUCCACCCCUGUAAUCGCCCGGUUCUCGAAUUCCACUGGGCUGCCAAACGUUCCGGACAACAACUCCAACGCCGAACCCCGUGGCUUCGCGCUGCGAUUCCAGCUUGCUACUCAGCCCCGACGCGUCCACACAGAUAUCAUCGCGCACAGUGUGGAUGCCUUUCCAGGCUCCAAUGGCGACGAGGCGCUUGCUUUCUUCAAGGCACUGAAAGAUGGCACGGUCGAAUCGUUCCUCAACACUCACCCUAAGGCACUAGCCUUCGUACAGGCGCCCAAACCGGCCCCCGCAAGCUUUGCCAACGAGCAGUUCUUCGGCGUCAAUGCCUUCAAGCUAAUCGAUUCGGGUGGGAACGAAACGUACGUGCGAUACAGGAUCGUUCCGGCCGCUGGACUGAGAACUUUGGGUGAUGAGGAGGUCAAGGAGAGGAGUGAGAACUACUUGUUCGACGAGAUACCGAAGUUGGUCGAAACUGGGCCCGUGGUGUUCACUUUGAAAGCGCAGGUCGCUGAAAACGGAGACAUCACUGAUGAUGCCUGUGAGCACUGGCCAGAUGAGAGACAGGUGGUAGAUCUAGGUACGAUUUCUCUCAAGGGUCUGGAAGAGAAUGAUGCUGCGGAACAGAAGCACAUUAUCUUUGAUCCUGUCCCAAGGGAUGUUCCUGGGCUUGAAGCAUCUGCCGACCCCUUGUUGGCAGUCCGAGCCGGGGUCUAUCUUAUUAGCGGCCGAGAGCGACGUGCUGCAUGA
Molecule: messenger RNA, 861 nt
Organism: Diaporthe amygdali
Lineage: Eukaryota; Fungi; Ascomycota; Sordariomycetes; Diaporthales; Diaporthaceae
Exons: 3
Coding region: 1-861 (286 amino acids)
Biological process (GO): hydrogen peroxide catabolic process; response to hydrogen peroxide
Cellular component (GO): peroxisome; cytoplasm; mitochondrion
Molecular function (GO): catalase activity; heme binding
Source: RefSeq, a predicted model, not a curated record